UCACCAAUCUUGUGAGGAGAGGGAACAUGCUGAGAAACUGAUGAAGCUGCAGAACCAACGGGGUGGCCGAAUCUUCCUUCAGGAUAUCAAGAAACCAGACCGUGAUGACUGGGCGAAUGGGCUGAACGCAAUGGAAUGUGCUCUACACUUGGAAAACAGUGUGAAUCAGUCACUACUGGAACUGCACAAACUGGCCACUGAGAAAAAUGACCCCCAUUUGUGUGACUUCAUUGAGACUCAUUAUCUGACUGAGCAGGUGAAAUCCAUUAAAGAAUUGGGUGACCAUGUCACCAACUUGAGCAUGAUGGGGGCCCCCGAAUCUGGCAUGGCACAGUAUCUCUUUGACAAGCACACCCUGGGAAAUAGUGAUAAUGAGAGCUAAGCCUUAGGCUGGCUUCCCGUAGCCACAGGGGGGACUUCCCUGGUCACCAAGGCAGUGCAUGCAUGUUUGUGUUACCUUUACCUUUUCUGUAAGUUGUACCAAAACAUCUACAAGUCCUUUCCUUAGUACCAUUCCUUCAAAUAAAGUAAUUUGGUA
Molecule: messenger RNA, 538 nt
Organism: Kogia breviceps (pygmy sperm whale)
Lineage: Eukaryota; Metazoa; Chordata; Mammalia; Artiodactyla; Physeteridae
Source: RefSeq, a predicted model, not a curated record